CACUUUGAGGAAGAGGAAGAUGUACGAAGAGUUCUUGAGCAAAGUAUCUAUUUUAGAGUCUCUGGAUAAGUGGGAGCGUCUGACCGUGGCUGAUGCUCUAGAACCGGUUCAGUUUGAGGACAGUCAGAAGAUCGUGGUUCAGGGAGAACCGGGAGACGAGUUCUUCAUCAUCCUGGAGGGAUGUGCAGCCGUUCUGCAGCGCAGGUCAGAGAAUGAGGAGUUUGUGGAGGUGGGCAGGUUAGGACCCUCAGACUACUUUGGUGAGAUUGCGCUGCUGAUGAACCGGCCACGAGCAGCGACAGUUGUGGCUCGCGGGCCUCUCAAAUGUGUCAAGCUGGACCGGCCACGCUUCGAGCGAGUUUUGGGCCCCUGCUCCGACAUCCUGAAACGCAACAUCCAGCAGUACAACAGCUUCGUGUCGCUCUCCGUCUGAAAGCCGGAAAAAACCUCCACCUCGGCAGGGUCCAGGGUUUCGCUUAUUCACACACACCACACACAUGCUUCAUUCAGAGCUUUAACAUCGGACAUUUAGAGCCAAACGAAAGACAAUCAAACUAGGGCUGCAUGAUACUUGGAAAACAUGUGAUGUACAGUUGAAAUCAAAACUAUUAGCCCCCCCUGAAUAUUUCUGUUUAACGGAGAGAGGAUUUUUUUCAACACAUUUCUAAUCAUAAUAGUUUUAAUAACUGAUUUAUUUUAUUUUUGCCAUGAUGACAGUAAAUAAUAUUUGACUAGAUAUACACUAGUAUUCAGCUUAAAAUGACAUUUAAAGGCUUAACUAGGUUAAUUAGGCAGGUUAGGGUAAUUAGGCAAGUCAUUGUAUAACAGUGGUUUGUUCUGUAGACCAGUGUUUCCCAACCCUGUUCCUGGAGGCACACCAACAGUUCAUGUUUUGGAUGUCUCCCUCAUCUGACCCAUUAACUUCAGGUUUUGGAGUCUCUUCUAAUGUUCUAAUGAGUUGUUUCUGGUUUGUUUGAGUAGGGAGAGGAUGAAAAUGUGUACUGUUGGCGUGCCUUCAGGGACAGGGUUGGGAAACUGCAUUAGAAGAGACUCCAAAACCUGAAGUUAAUGGGUCAGAUGAGGGAGACAUCCAAAACAUGAACUGUUGGUGUGCCUCCAGGAACAGGGUUGGGAAACACUGCUGUAGACUAUCAAAAACAAAUAUUGCUAAUAAUAUUGACCUUAAAAUAGGUUUAAAAAUUUUUUAAACUGCUUUUAUUCUAGCCGAAAUAAACAAAUAAGACUUUCUCCAGAAGAAAAAAUAUUAUAGGAAAUACUGUUGAAAAUUCCUUGCUCUGUUAAACAUAAUUAGGGAAAUAUUUGCAAAAGAAAUUUACAGGAGGGCGAAUAAUUUUUACUUCAACUGUACAUGUGUUUUUUUUUUUGUACAAAAUUAUUUAUUUAUGUAAUGAUCAUGCUAAAAUAAAAAGGUAGUAAUGGAUAUUUCUCCGAUCUAACAAACAUUCUUAUCUAAAAAUCUGUCAAGGUGCAAACAUUUCGACACUGAACAAAUGAAAACCUGGGCAGACAUUCUGACUCUUAUUGGCUAUCUAGCAUUUAUUUUCAGCUAUAGAUUCGCCUUCUGGCCAAUAACAGAACAGCACCUACUGGGUAGGUGGGUUUAAAGAUGUUUAGUUUUGGCUUAGAGUUUUAUUGUCGGUCAUUUAUUACACCUCUCUUUGUGCAAUAUGAGUAUCGCAUAUACACUACCUGAAAAAAGUCUUGUCGCCGAUUCCAGUUGUAAGAACAACAAAUAAUAACUUGACUUCUACUUGAUUAUUUGGAAAAGUGGCAGAAGGGAGAUUUUGAUGAAUCAUCUGUUGAACUGCAUCCCAAUCAUCACAAAUACUGCAGAAGACCUACUGGAACCAGCAUGAAGCCAAGAUUCUCAUAGAAAUCUGUCAAGUUUGGUGAAGGAACAGUCAUGGUUUGGGGUUAUAUUCAGUAUGGUGGCAUUCAAGAGAUCCGCAAAGUGGAUAGCAACGUCAACAGCCUGAGGUAUCAAGACAUUUGUGCUGCCCAUUACAUUACAAACCACAGGAGAGGGCAAAUUCUUCAGCAGGAUAGCGCUCCUUCUCAUACUUCAGCCUCCACAUCAAAGCUCCUGAAAGCAAAGAAGGUCAAGGUGCUCCAGGAUUGGCCAGCCCAGUCACCAGACAUAAAUAUUAUUGAGCAUGUCUGGGGUAAGCUGGAGGAGAAGGCAUUGAAGAUGAAUCCAAAGAAUCUUGAUGAACUCUGGGAGUCCUGCAAGAACGCUUUCUUUGCCAUUCCAGAUGACUUUAUUAAUCAGUGAUUUGAGUCAAUGCAGAGAUGUAUGGAUGCAGUCCUCCAAGCUCAUGAUGGAGUCAGACACAAUAUUAACUCUUCCACUGCACCAUGACUUUAUAGUGACUUAAGUGACAAGACUUUUGACUAAGUAAAGUCAGACCUUACUGUCCUAAUGAAAUCAUUCAAAAUCAAGGCAUGAUCAUAUUUUAUUUUGGCGUAAUCUAGAGGUCUUUACCUUUUCAUAUAAGCCACUUCUGACACCAAAUGACCAACUUGAAGUCAAGUUAUUAUUUGUUGUUCCUAAAACUUGGAUAGGGGACAAGACUUUUGUCAGGUAGUGUAUAUACUAUUAUCGUGAUUACUAUAUUUUUUCGAUAUAUCUUGCAGCCCUAAAUCAAACCACAGCCUGCGGAGAACGAAAACUAAAUAGGAGCGCAAAUAUAUUUAUAGGAAAUCUAUUCUGAAGUCCUUCACCCUCGCAGUGCAGGUUAGUUUUUUAAGACUAGUUUUCUAAGAUGAUCUGCCUACAUGAAUAAAGCGAGAACGAGCGCGAGAUCCUGAUUCUAUUCAAGCCUUACUGCCUCAUAUAGCCCUUUUCUGAUGUUACGCAGAGGAAACGCUCGGGAUCGUGAACAGCUUCUUCUCCUUAUCAUUCCAGCACAAUCUUUGGCUGUUUGUGUUCAGCUGCUUCUUGUUGUCAACCAGCGAAGGCCGUACACGUGCAGUAUCCACACUUUUAGGUUUAGCUGUAAGAGAUCGAUUUUGGAGACCAGACACUGCAGGAGUAUAGAAAUAAUAACUCGUAUUAUGAUUCUCAAAUCUAUAGACGCAAAUGCUACAAAAGAAAUGCAUAUAGUAUAGCUAUAGUUGACCCAAAAACGAAAAUUCUGUCAUCAUUUACUCACCCUUCACCUCAUUUAAAACCUAUUUGACUUUCUUAUGUUAAACACACACACACACACAAGAAAGUAUUUUUUUAACAAAGCUAGAAACCUGUAACCAUUGACUUUCAUUGUAAUUGUUUUCCUACCAUUGAAAGUCAAUGGUUACAGGUUUUUGGCUUUUUUCAAAACAUCUUACUUGGUGUUCAACAACAAAAAAGCCUCAUGAGAGAGAGUUAAUAUUGAACAUUUUCAUUUUUGGGGUGAACUGCCCCUUUAAAAAGUCUAUUUUGGAUGUUUUCUUGGCAUUAGACUGGAAAAAUAGUCCUAAAUGCAUGACAAGCACAAGUAAACAAGGUUUUUCCUGCAGUGUCUCAAAUUAAAAGUGUUGUUCCAGUGCCAAACGACUCCCAGAUCUGGAAUCAGUGUGUUUCUGCAUGCGCGCUGCCGCCGCCGGACCUUUCAGUAUUUACCUUUCCCGUCAGUAUACGCCGAUAAAUACCAGUUUUAUUUUUUAAUAAGCUUAUUUUUCCACAGAGGCGCACAAUGGUGUGUAUUUAGUAGCAUGUCGUCAUUUUAAGUGGCUAUUUUUAAACAGACUUGUUGUUGCGGCUUUGAAGUUUUAACCUCAAUGGUUUCUAAUCGGUACAGUGUGAAAAUUCGAGGAUCGCGACGACGGAAGCCGGCAAAUAAAACCGAUUCAUUCAUGAACGACGCCGAUAUCUUUGAUUUAUAUUUUCAUAAAAACUCCACAGAGGUCAAACUAAAAACUAUUGAUGUUUACAUGUUUUAUUGCUAAACAAAUUGCGAAGUGAUCAGUGCUUAAAUCUCUUUAUUUACGACGUUUCCUUGUUUUAGUCUUUGAGAAAUGCAGAUUUAAAAAAAAAAAGCUGUAACACAAACGUUUUUAAUUAUAUCGCGUAUUCUUUUCUGCUGAAAUGUGUUCACGAACACACACUCAUAACGAUGGCAGUGAUGUUUGUUGCGCUUUCUCCAUCUGAGCUUUAGAUGCUCCUUUAAACCCAGUCGUUAUAUGAUGUUUUAUUUGUCAAUGUUUGCCACACGUGAGGUUUGAUUUCCAGUGAUUUCUUUAUUUUUUUGCGCAGAAACAAACUCUUCUUUUUAUUGUAUAGAUCAUCCAAAUGGCAGUUUCAGCAAUAAAAUGUUGUAUUAUUGAUCCA
This is a messenger RNA of Danio aesculapii, 4330 nucleotides long. Its product is annotated as cAMP-dependent protein kinase type I-alpha regulatory subunit-like. The record is from RefSeq and is a predicted model, not a curated record. Bases 20 to 433 code for a protein of 137 amino acids. Lineage: Eukaryota; Metazoa; Chordata; Actinopteri; Cypriniformes; Danionidae. The transcript is spliced from 4 exons.